UUAUUAUGCGUGUCUCCAUCUCCAACCUCCUCCCCAGUCCGAGUCCCUCUCUCGUUUCCUCCUUCCGGGGAUCACCACCUACCUUCCUCACUACCACUCCGUCACCUCCCUCUCUCUCUCUCUCUCUCUACAAUGCUCGCGGCUCAUCCGUGCGUCCGCGCGAUCUCCGGCCACGGCGCCGCCGAGCAGUCGCGCGCCGGCCGGCUGACGAUCGCGGCUCCAUGUACUUCCUCUCCCCUCCGCGCGUCGGUCCGGCCGCGGGGAGGGAGGAGUCGGUGCCGCGGCGGCGGCGGCGUCAAGUCCCGGCCCGUUUCGUGCAGGUCGUCCCGCGGGAGCCCCGGCGGCGGAUCGAGCUGCCCCGACGACGGCGACGGCUACGGCUACGGCGACGACGACGGCGACUACCUCCAGGCCUCUCUCCUCCUCGCAGAAACCAUUUCUCACUACCGUAUGCGGAGGAGAGGAUAUCAAGUAGAUGUGAGGAGUCAAUUAUCAAGCCAGUUGCAUCCAUUUGCAGUUAAAGCAAGGGGUCCUAGUGUAGAUCAAGGUUUCCUUCACCGAUUUCAGAGUCCUACAAUUUUUCUUAAGAUUGUUUGUGAUGGAGAUUUCCUGCUACCCAUUGUUGUAGGAGAAUUUGCAAUUGAAAAACUAAUUGAUGCCCUUCGCAGUGGUGAAGAUGGGGACUGUGCAGAUCAAUUUGAUUUUGUGAAGGAUCUUACAGACAAAGUUGGUUUUGAAAUAAAGAUGGUAAGGAUCACACAAAGAGUGGCAAACACUUACUUUGCCAGAUUGUAUUUCAGCAAGUCAGGGAAAGAUGAUGUCCUAAGUGUAGAUGUUCGUCCAUCAGAUGCCAUAAAUGUGGCUUAUAGGUGCAAGGUGCCAAUAUAUGUAAAUAAGCAAAUUGUCCUCAGAGAUGCUAUCGGAUUUAGCUAUGGAACAGGGAGAACGCGUGACAGAAAACCAGUCUAUGAUGUCUUACUUGACAGUGCUUCAGACGGUCCAGAUGCACUGGCUGAAGAACUUCAUAUAGUCAAAAACAUGAAUCUAGCUAUCAAAGAGGAACGAUACAAUGAUGCAGCCUUGUGGAGAGAUAAACUAAUGAAGCUUCGUAAAUCAAAGGCGUAACCAUUAGGCAAAUCGGAAGGAUUCUCUUGUACAAAGAAAGUGCCUACCGAUCCCAAGUACUUGGUCGUGAUGGUGGCAUGUUUCCAGACUUCACUCGGGGGACCCUGAAAAUUGACUGGGGUAAAAAGGCAUGGGGGAUCAAAUGCAGGUCGAAGGGCGGUUAAAGUAAGUUUCUGAGUUCUAGAAAAUUGAGGCAGCUCCGAAAUGUACAGCUUUGGGUUAGAUGAGUGCCGCCUCUAACUUGACUCCACAAUCAUGUAUGCCCGCCUCCUUUUAUACUACGGAGGGCCAUUAUUACUUGGAAUUACUGAUCGUACUCAAAUCACAUAGUUAAAAAUGUAUCGUCCCAAAAUACGACCGAUAUGUUAUACCACAUAUCAGUUGAAUGCUAAUGUCUGUGUACAUACAUGUAAAUGCUCUCAUUAUUUAUCAAAGUGUUGGAUAAGUUAAGGAUGUGUGGCUUUCGAA
Messenger RNA from Eucalyptus grandis, 1593 nucleotides. Its product is annotated as bifunctional nuclease 2. Lineage: Eukaryota; Viridiplantae; Streptophyta; Magnoliopsida; Myrtales; Myrtaceae. Gene Ontology annotation, cellular component: VCB complex; nucleus. Gene Ontology annotation, molecular function: nuclease activity. The transcript has 10 exons. The coding region runs from base 133 to 1125 and encodes 330 amino acids. Gene Ontology annotation, biological process: protein ubiquitination. The record is from RefSeq and is a predicted model, not a curated record.